CGCCGCGCCCCGCCCCCACCUCUCUCCUCACACGCACCCCUCCUCACCUCACGCCCUUCUUCUUCUUCUUCAUCCUCUGCAUCUAAUCCAUCCUCGCUUCCUGCCGUCGUCACCUAUUUCUCUCAACCUUCCUUCUUCCCUUCCUGGACAGCCCUUGCGUUUCAGUCUCUUCUCUCACUCUCGCACCCAGCAGGAGAACACGAGCACCGCAUUCCCUAGCAUCUUCGUACUAGAAUCAUGGCCCCUUCUCAACCUAAUACUAACGGCGAUCGCAAGGGUUCAACCGCCUCCACCACAUCUAGACCCUCAGAUCUAGUUUAUGCUGAAUCCAGCCCUGGCUCCACAGCCGCGGAGAGGAGGCCUUCUGCAGGUUCUGGAUACUUUUCACACCAAAAUGGUCGCUCGAACAGCGACCAGGUAAGUAUCAACAGCAUUGGAAGCAACAACAACGGAAAGGUCAAAUCACCCUACAGUCAUCAAGACGUGAGUGAGCGUCCAUGGGCACAUAGCAGCAGGGCGCAUCUCGAAGCAGGGUCCCACACACCCUCUGCUGCCCGGCGAAAGAACAAAGACGGUAAUGAGUCCAGCGGCCUGCUAUCGCUAUCGUUCUUUCGAUCAAACUCGUCCAGACCACCAUCGCCUGACUUGCAGGAACCAUUUAACAGCAACAGCCAUACGCGAAAUACAUCCUUCUCUGGCCACAGCAACAACGGCAUCAGCAACUAUCGAUCGGUGGCUGCGUCAGGGUCUGUUGGGUCCUUUGUAUCCAAUAAUGGCAGCAUCGUCAUCAGCUCAGUCGGCUAUAGCAAUAAUGGUAUACCUCACAAUGGCGGUGGACUCAACAGCACUACCAGUAAUGGCCAGAAACACCCAUUGGACUUAGAUACGGACAGGCGGCGGUCCAGUGAGUCCUAUUCAAGGUCAUCAUCACCCGAUCGUACGUCAGAGCAGCAGCAGUAUCAGCAACAACAUCAGCUAAACCAACAACAGCAACAGCAGGCUAGUACUGGCAGCCAAAGGCAUCUCUUUCCCACGACCCCGCCUAUUCACAUCCGUUCCCACCAGCGGACAGAGUCGAUCAAGAAUGUGAUGGAGGCUCAGCACAGGAGGACAAAGUCGAGUGAUUUUAGCGAGAUGUACGGAAAGGCUCGCCCAGCACAGGAACUUGAAUUCCAGGCGCCAAUCGCGAGCCCUGCCAAGGAGUCAAAGCGGACGCUCUUUAGUCGACUCAAGAAGAAAGCGCUCCAUCAUCAUAGCUCCUCCAGCUCACAACAGCAGCAACAACAACAGCAACAACAACAGCAGCAGCAGCAACAACAACAGCAGCAUUACUUCCAGCAGACUCAUAAUGAAAGUAAGUAUUAUGAUUUUUUUUUUCGGGAUCUUCUGGUCUUUAUUCAAAAGGCCUGAAUCCAUUGCGCAUUAACGCCGUUGUUGGAUAACUGUCCGG
Messenger RNA from Gamsiella multidivaricata, 1450 nucleotides. RefSeq lists its product as uncharacterized. NCBI's taxonomy places the organism in Eukaryota, Fungi, Mortierellomycota, Mortierellomycetes, Mortierellales, Mortierellaceae. The coding region runs from base 238 to 1410 and encodes 390 amino acids. Gene Ontology annotation, molecular function: transcription cis-regulatory region binding. Gene Ontology annotation, cellular component: nucleus. The record is from RefSeq and is a predicted model, not a curated record. The transcript has a single exon. Gene Ontology annotation, biological process: regulation of transcription by RNA polymerase II.